Messenger RNA from Sebastes umbrosus (honeycomb rockfish), 8353 nucleotides. Its product is annotated as ankyrin repeat and BTB/POZ domain-containing protein BTBD11-A. The coding region runs from base 957 to 4130 and encodes 1057 amino acids. The record is from RefSeq and is a predicted model, not a curated record. The transcript is spliced from 18 exons. NCBI's taxonomy places the organism in Eukaryota, Metazoa, Chordata, Actinopteri, Perciformes, Sebastidae. Gene Ontology annotation, molecular function: protein heterodimerization activity.
UUUUAUGAUCUGAGUUCCAUGAGGUUAAGUUUAAAUGAAAAAGUUGGUUUUAAUGCCUUCCCUCUCCAUUGGUCCACAUGAAUCCACCUCUCUGUUUCCAUCACUUCUUCACUGCAGCUAUAAAUGACAGACUCUGAUUCUGCAGUCCUGUUCCACCACCAGGUAUCCUCUCUGCUCGGAGGUGCAGCAGGUAGGUAGUCGGUGUCAGUCACAGCUGAUGGAGACGCGGAUUGGCUCGGUUCAGCCUCCAGGCUCCACCUCUCCACCACAGUCCUGCCUGCUGCUGCGCUUGUUCGAAUUUCUGCAUUCAGUAAUCUGAAUUUCACCCUAUAGUGCACCAAAAGGGCUAGAAUCAGGAUGCAUGACCUUUGACCUCUGAAAAAAUGAAUUAUAUUAACAAAACAUAGCACUGUUAAUGUCUGUGUCCUAACUAUGCAUUCUCCUUGACAGUGUGAUUUAUGAUCUGAGUUCCAUGAGGUUCACUUUAACUAAAAAGGUUGUUCCCUCUCCAUUGGUCCAUAUGAAUCCACCUCUCUGCCUCCAUCACUUCUUCACUGCAGCUAUAAAUGACAGACAUGGUUGGCACAGCAGCCUCUGAUUCUGCACCACCAGGUAUCCUCUCUGCUUCUGAGGUGCAGCAGGUAAGGUAUAGUCGGUGUCAGUCACAGCUGAUGGAGCUGCGGAUUGGCUCGGUUCAGCCUCCAGGCUCCACCUCUCCACCACAGUCCUGCCUGCUGCUGCGCUUGUUGCAGUGAGGGUUUGUGCGCUCUCAGAUUACGCGUCUAUGAGAAGUUGUUGGAUACAGAGGAUAUCGAAGAAGCCACUCAGAGGACGGAGGAAAAGUAGUCUCUUUAAGGCUGUGGGAAUACAAAUUAAAGAGAGAAAAGCAAGAAGUUUGUGGCGUUUAACCAAGAGAGAGAGCCCAAGCAUACCCAACAGUAUGCGGUGCAGUUAUUAUGGCAGAUAAGGUAAAGACAGCUGUGAGGACGCUGGAGGAUUUAACGCUUGACUCUGGUUAUGGUGGAGCCGCGGACUCGGUCAGGUCGUCCAGCGUGUCGCUCUGCUGCUCCGACGCGCAUCAGUCCACCGCGCAUGGAGGAAGCAACAACAACAACUGCUGGCAUCUGACUGAAUCCAUGCACAGCAGACAGAACAGCUUGGACACGGUCAACACCGUGCUGGCGGAGGACACGGAGACACCGGAGUGCAGCGGUGGACAGUGCGCCAAGCUGCCCGAGCUGGAGGACGUGCCAUGGAGCCUGGGCGAGGUGGAGGGCGCGCUGAGGAAAGACGAGGAGCUCAUGGUGAUGGUGGGAGGAGAACCAGCUCCGGAGCUUCUAGCGCGCCUCUCCGCUCUCAUCAGCCGCGCUCUUGUGCGCGUUGCCCGGGAGACGCAGCGGCUCAGCCUCCGCUACGCCAAAUGCACCAAACAUGAAGUGCAGAGCUCCAUCAAGGUGGUGCUCUCCUGGACUAUCUCUGUGAACUGCAUCACUGCAGCUCUGAGUGCGUUGUCAAUGUACAACAUGAGCACCGCAGACCGGUUCAGUAGAGGCAAGUCUGCGCGCUGCGGCUUGGUGUUCUCCGUGGGCAAGUUCUUCAGGUGGAUGGUGGACAGCCGCGUGGCGCUCAGGAUCCACGAGCACGCUGCGAUUUACCUGACCGCGUGCAUGGAGAGUCUGUUCAGGGAGGUGUUCGGCCGCGUGCUGCGCAGCGCGAUGGUGGAGAGGGACACCGGAGGGGUGCCCAAGUUUAGUCUGGAGACGAUGGAGCAAGCCAUCUGCAACGACUCCGAGAUGUGGGGACUGCUGCAGCCACACCAGCACCUCAUCUGUGGGAAGAACUCAAGUGGUGUGCUGAGCCUGCCGGAGAGUCUGAACCUGCACCGGGACCAGCAGCGCUCAGGGAGGGGGGGCGAGAGUCAGGCGUACACCCAGGCCGAGCUCCGCACGCUGGAACAGUCGCUGCUCGCAACCCGGGUGGGCAGCAUCGCAGAACUGAGUGAUCUGGUGUCCCGGGCCAUGCACCUCCUCCAGCCGCUGCACAUCAAGAACCCCAGCAACGGGACUCCAGUCCACCAGAAGUCCACCACCAACACCACGGUGCACUGGGAGCCCGAGGCCCUCUACACCCUGUGUUACUUCAUGCACUGCCCACAGAUGGAAUGGGAGAACCCCAACGUUGAGCCCUCCAAAGUCACCUUACAGACCGAGAGGCCGUUCCUGGUCCUGCCUCCGCUGAUGGAGUGGAUCCGGGUGGCGGUCGCCCACACCGAGCAUCGACGGAGCUUCUCUGUGGACAGCGAUGACGUGAGGCAGGCCGCCAGGCUGCUUCUGCCCGGGGUGGACUGUGAACCCCGACAAAUAAAAGCGGAGGAUUGUUUCUGUGCCACCAGGAAGCUGGACGCCGCCUCCACGGAGGCCAAGUUCCUGCAGGAUCUGGGCUUCAGGAUGCUCAACUGUGGACGGACGGAUCUGGUUAAGCAGGCCGUGAACCUGCUGGGGCCUGAUGGCAUCAACAGCAUGAGCGAACAGGGAAUGACCCCUCUCAUGUACGCAUGCGUGCGCGGCGAUGAGGCCAUGGUUCAGAUGCUGCUGGACGCCGGAGCCGACAUCAACAGCGAGGUGCCAAGCACAGUAAACAAGCACCCCUCAGUUUAUCCUGAAACGCGCCAUGGGACGCCACUCACUUUCGCCGUGUUACACGGACACGUCCCUGUCGUGCAGUUGCUGCUGGAUAACAGAGCGAAUGUGGAGGGCGCCCUGCAGGAUGGGGCGGAGAACUACACGGAGACGCCGCUCCAGCUGGCCUCCGCUGCAGGUAACUUUGAGCUGGUGAGUCUGCUGUUGGAGCGAGGAGCGGACCCCAUGAUCGGGACGAUGUGUCGAAACGGCAUCUCGUCGGCCCCGCUGGGAGACAUGAACUCAUACAGCCUGGCAGCAGCACACGGCCACAGGAAUGUGUUUCGGAAGCUCCUGUCCCAGUCGGAGCAGGAAAAGGGUGACGUGCUGUCCCUGGAGGAGAUCCUGGCCGAGAGUACGGAUCCCGGGGAGAAGAGGCUGGCGCCGCAGGCCAACGGCGGAGGGACGCUGCGAACAGGAAAGACCAAACUGCGGGCCCUGAGAGAGGCCAUGUACCAUAGCGCAGAGCACGGCCAUGUGGACAUCACCAUAGACAUCCGCAGCUUAGGUGUUCCCUGGACGCUGCACACCUGGCUCGAGUCCCUGCGUACCUGCUUCAUCCAGCACCGCCGGCCGCUGAUCCAGGGCCUGCUCAAAGACUUCAGCUGCAUCCAGGAGGAGGAGUACACGGAGGAGCUCAUCACGCACGGCCUGCCGCUCAUGUUCCAGAUCCUCCGAGCCAGCAAGAACGAGGUGAUCAGCCAGCAGCUGUCAGUCAUCUUCACGCAGUGCUACGGGCCCUUCCCCAUCCCCAAGCUGACGGAGAUCAAGAGGAAGCAGACCUCGCGCUUAGACCCGCACUUCCUCAACAACAAGGACAUGUCUGAUGUCACGUUCCUGGUGGAGGGGAAACCGUUUUAUGCACAUAAAGUGUUGCUGUUUACAGCUUCAGCCAGGUUCAAGUCUCUGCUCCAGAACCGACCAGCAGCUGAGAACACCUGUAUCGAGAUCAGCCACGUCAAGUACAAUAUUUUCCAUCUGGUGAUGCAGUAUCUGUACUGCGGAGGCACCGAGUCUUUGCACAUACGCAACACUGAAGUCAUGGAGCUCCUCUCUGCAGCCAAAUUCUUCCAACUAGAGGCCCUUCAGAGACACUGUGAGAUCAUCUGCUCCAAGAACAUCACCACGGAAACCUGCGUGGACCUCUACAAACACGCCAAGUUACGUUACGCUGCUCCAUGUAAACCGUUACCCCCCAAGCCUGGAGAGGGUUUGCUCACAUUCCUUGGCGCCGCGGAGCUCACGGCUUUCAUCGAGGGCUACUUCCUGAAGAACAUGGUGCUGCUGAUCGAACUCGACGGCUUCAAGCAGCUGCUGUACGAGCCCCCGCCCGCCGAGAGCCCCGCGUCCAGCCCCGGCAUCUGCUCCGACAUCCUCCUCGACCUGGAGAAGACCCUGGCCAUGCGCAUCCACUCCAUCCACCUCUCCACCUCCAAGGGCUCCGUGGUGUGACGGCGUCCCCUCCGAAAGCCCUCCGAUCCAGGCGCAGCGUCCACGUAACACCAACCUGUCCUGGCUCCGCCGCUGAAGAGGGGCUGCCCGUCGGAUGUUUUUACGUCAGGGAUUCCCUUUAAUUCUGCCUGUUGCAGCGCCCCCCUGGGGGGUUAAAGGUGGCAUACGUGACAAAUUCACUGAUCACUUUCACACUCCGACAAAAACUAUCAAAAAACAGCAAAAACUCAGCAGUAUCACUUAGACCUAAUCGUGAUUAUCGUAUUUCAUAUAGGACACGUGCAUGAAAUACACCUUUUUUCUCUUAAAAAGGUAGAGUAGAACUCAAUAAAACUAACUUUAGGGUUUACAAACAUCACUUUGUGGAAGUUUGACACAUGCCAAAAUAUAAUCCUACUAUACAACCAAUAGAAGUGACUCGUAGCAAUGCCAGCAGACGGACUUUAGGUGUUUGAACUGUCACUUGUGUGUUGGAUACGUCUCACUGUGUUAUAUCUACUGUGUGUGUGCGGAGGCCAAACUGAUCACAGGAACUUCCACUGCAGCGCUGAUCAAACUAAACGCGGCCCACUCAGUGAAAUCUAUGCUGACGUAUGCUUGAAACACGGACGUCCAACUGGGAAAUUAACUUUUUUUUUUGCAUGACACCUCCUCAACUGAGCUGCCCUGAUAUUGCUUUUUAUGCAGAGCUUACUUCAACGGACUGCGAUGGGGAAGUAAGGGAAAACGCUGCUUAUUAACUUUCUAUCCACUGCAACACUGACUGAGCGGGGUUUGGAGAUGGAUGUCGACUGGCAGGGACUUUCUCUUUAAAGUGUAAAUACGUCCUUUAAAGUCAUCGUGCUGGUCGUUCUUUUAUUUUGUAAACUGAUGUACAGUAUUCUCCCACACUCGCUUGGCUGACGACACCAGUCUCAUUGAAUGUGCUCCCUGUUUCCUGCUCUAUGUGUCUGUUUAUGCAAAACGUUGCAUGUUUUUAAUCUGUUUGUUUGAAUCCUCCGUUUUUCUGCUUUAGGUGUGCUUUCUGUGUAGGUCGGUAUAGGGCUGAGCAGGGUGGUGGUUGUUCAAUCAGAGGACGUUCCCUUCACUUAUUCUGCUAUUUCUGAUACAUUCCAGAUUAUCAGGGUAGUUUCAACACAUUUUAAUGUCACUUUUUUGUUUUAAGGCUUCACCUCAGCUGAUAAUCUCAGUUACAUCAAUUCUGUGAAAGAAAAGGUUGAAUUCCCACACCGUCAGCACUGAGUUUAUUAGAGACACAACAAUGUUAGUGCGUCCCAUCCAUUUGUUUUUAUGCACAUUUUCAAUUUGUGUAUAAAAACACGCCACAAUUAUACGAUUUUUAUAGAGGUGGAAAAGUUGGUCGAUAACAAUCGAUCAAAGCAACAAAAAAAAAAACAGACUUGGCGAAUAAAUCAUGAUGUAACAGUACAAAACAACUGAUAAACUUUAACAGUUAAGCUAGUGAACGCAAUAACCGCAGGAAGUUUGUGUAAAACGAGCGAUUUGGAUGAAUUUUGAGCAGAUUAUUUCCUGUGAAUAUUUCAUCACAGAUGAGUUUCCCUCUUAUUUUUAGGAACCUUUAAUACACAUGUCUAUUAUGUAUUUUCUUUUAAUUUUUAACAAUUAUGCAUUCUUAAUAGGCUUCUUUUUUGACAAUUUCAGUGUUUUCUUCUCCCUGAUGCUUGGCCAUUGUUAUAUCUUAAGUUAUAUCUUAAAUAAUAAUCCAAACUUUUAGUUUUCUUCACAGAAAUGAAUGAAAUGCUGAGAUAUAGGCCAACUGCAAACUUAAAAAAAUUGUCUUACACCCCUUAAAAUCCAGAAGACCUCACGACCCCCCCAAGAACCUUUGGCGACUCAUAGUGGGGAUCAGGACCCCCAUGUUGGGAACCAGUGGCUUAAUGCCUUUACACACCGGGGGGGGGGGGCGUGACAAAUAAACAACACCAAAAUGCAAAAUACUCAUCCGCGAAAAUUAUAUGUCUAGGUCUUUUAUUGUGAAAGGUAUGAACGGAAGGCGUGGAUCUGGUCUGUGCUGUCUUUGUCAAGGUUGAAAGGAGUAAAAAGGCACGGUCACACAUGCACGAAAUUAACAUUUGCCUCCCAUUCACUUCCAUUCUAUGCGAGCGACAGGGCGUAAAAACAUUUGUUUCCAGUGUUCGCCGCUAAAUAUUUGCGUUCUGUGUGACAGUAGUCAUGACAAAAACAACAGUUUGAAAUAAUAUAUCGACGUACGCUUAUACAUGCCCUUAUAUAGUAUUUAUGGGGCGUUAUCUAACAAUCAGCAACCCGCCUCCAAUUUAUGAUCAAAUGGGAUUCAUCACUCAGCACAGCUGGGUAAGAGCAUCUGAAGUGACUUCUCUUAUUUUUCUUCUCUCAACAGAAAACUAAUAAAAAAUAUAAGAGAAAUUUAAGAGAAAGUUGCUGCAUGAGGCGGAUUGUUUGUCACAUUCUGGUGUUUACAUCAAUUAUUAAUGUGGGAAUGGUUCCUGGCGGUUUGAGGUUUGUGUCUCAGCUGUUUGAGAUUUUGCUCCUAUUUUUUAUUGGCUGUUACAGCCUGCAGCUUUAGUACAAAGACGUGAUGGUUCAUAUUGUGAAUUUACUGCCUGACAAAACAUCCGUGACCAAAGUGUUGUGUCUUUAAAUAACUCAGUGUGGAAAGGUUGUGUAAAUUCAACCUUUUUGUUUCACAUUGUCCUCCACACCUUUCCCCCCAGGUGUGCAUUAGAGAAUAACUUAUCGAAUCUAAAAGGACCAAAUGUUAAACCAGACACUCGUUAUUCAGCAGCAGAGCCCUCUCACUCACACACAUCUCAAUUUCGGAGGAAGUCAUACUACCUACAGUACAUUUAUGAAUGUAACAAUGCAACAACAGUUUAAUAUUUACACAAAUGUGCAAUAUCUGCAAUCCAGCAACAAACCAAAAAAAGAUGCUUCCCUCUGUCUCCAACGGCUUUCAAUGCAAAGUGUCCUCAUACGUUGUGAUGUUGUUUCUACAUGAACGCGACAGUAUCUUCAGUUAAGAGACAAACCUUAACAUAUAUUGUAGCACACUCAAAAUUACUUAAAUAUUUAGUUUUGGGCCAAAAAAUAAAAUUUUAACAGAAACAUAUAAGAGUUUAAGUUCUGUAAAUAGUUACAGAAAAAUUAAAUAUAGAUAUUAUCCUACGACUUUAUUUUCUUACCGACAUACCUAUAUAUUUUAUUUUACAUUCCACAGCUAUUUUGUUUUACAAAAGUGAAAAAGAGUAUAUAAAAAAGAGGAUUUAAGGUUUUGAAAUCAAGCAAUAUUACAUGUAUUACUCUGAGUAAUACAGUGGAGCUACAGUAUAAAUGUGAAUUGAGAGACACGUAAACAAAGACAAAUGAGUUGUUUCUAUUUUUGUGACAUCCCAUGUAUUUUAUUUUUAAAUGUACUUCACUCAUUUUAGAAGAGUAUUUCUAACUUAUAGUUGAUUUGACCCUGAGCUGAUAAUUUAUUUAGACUAACUCUGGUUGAGAUGGUUAAUAUUGAGCUGAAUCACCAUACACGCCAACAUUUCUAACGCUAUUUAAAGGUGAAAUGUAACUUAAAGAUGCAAACCAUUUUGUCUCCACAGAGGUGAAACGGUUCAUUAAUGAUGUCAAGCACUUUUGGUGCCACAUUAGUAUUUCAACAGUGAGCUUAUUGUGAUCAAACAGCAGCUUUAGAAUAAGAGAAUAAGCUGCUGUUUCUUUAUUAGUCUUAAUGUUACGCCAUUAGCAGAAGACUAACUUUAGCCCCUGUGCUGCUGGCGCUUUUGACUCCAAACUGGGUCAAAGCCGUAGAGUAAAACGUCGGUUCGCAUGGCUCUUCUUGUUUAAUGUUGUUGAGAAUGUGCUUUGUUCACCAGCUUUGUCAAAACCCCUUAAUUUGUCUGAGCGUUUCUUUGCCUGCGUAUUUGUUCCUGGUAAUAAACAACAUUUCUCCUAGACGCAGUGGAAACAUGCAUGGGAUACUCACUAGAUUUCAGAUCCACGGGAGGAGGGAAGGGAGGGGGGGGGGGGUGAACUUUUGCUAUUUCCUUUGAUGAGAACAUGUAUAUUGUACAAAAUAUAUAUAUGAAAUAUAAAUUAUACAUGGUGUGAGAAGCAGGGAUGUGGUGGAGUAUAACAACAAAGAGGAAUGUUACACUCGUGCUACAGUUUCUGUUGUUCCAUGACAUGCUUUUGUGGACAGCUAAUAAACGACCAGAGUUUAAACCAUA